Messenger RNA from Drosophila grimshawi, 734 nucleotides. RefSeq lists its product as uncharacterized. Lineage: Eukaryota; Metazoa; Arthropoda; Insecta; Diptera; Drosophilidae. The coding region runs from base 22 to 564 and encodes 180 amino acids. The record is from RefSeq and is a predicted model, not a curated record. The transcript is spliced from 2 exons.
AAUCAUUUCAGUUAACAAACAAUGACUAGUAUUGUGGGCCUGCUGGUCUUUGGACUGAUGCUACUGGUGUACGCCAGUGCUGAGGAUAGGAGCUAUAGCGUGGAACUCAACUCCUUCGACAGAAACACAAAUUUUGAGAACGAUGACAAAUGGAUGGAUUGGCACACGCUGCGUAUGAAGAAAGUGGGCCGUAAUCAGUACACCUUGGACGGGGAUUUCGAGCUCAAACGGAAUAUGGGCAAUGAGCAGAAAAUAUCACUUCAAGUGUUCACCUACAUUGAGAGCGCCAAACAAAAGGGACCCUUGGUCAUGAAUAUGAACAAACCGUUCUGUCAGUUUGUCAACGAGGAUGAGGACACAUAUCCGUAUCUGCUGGAGGUAUCUAAUUUGCCCGUACCGGGCGAUUGUCCAUUUCCGAAGGGCAAAUAUACCAUCGAAAAUUACCAGCUCGCAACCACAUUCCUGCCCGAUGAUGCACCCAAGGGCGAUUAUCUGCUGGAGCUCAAUAUUUUGGAUAAUGAAAUUCCCGUUGCCGGUAUUUUCGCUUCUGUCACAUUGACCUAACAAAACAGCCUUGGCUUAUUUUUUUUACUUGUAAUUUUGAUGUUUUUUUGUUUUGGGUGGAUCCAUUUGGCACUGCAAGCGUAUUACAUAUAAACCUAUAUCCAACUGUAGCUUAAACACCUUCCUUGUUUUUUUUUCAAAUAUAAUUUUCUUUCGCUUUUAAAGACCAA